Molecule: messenger RNA, 294 nt
Organism: Mesorhabditis belari
Lineage: Eukaryota; Metazoa; Nematoda; Chromadorea; Rhabditida; Rhabditidae
Source: the annotation of a GenBank genome assembly
AUGAAAAGGAUCGUUUUCUCUCUCAUUCUAUUCAUCGUUUUGUGUGUGGCUCAAAAAGAUGAUGAUGGAAAUCGAGAAAUGAAAGGAGAAGAAAGGAUUAAACAGUUAAACAUUCAACAGUUCCCGUUAAACAGAAAAGUCUCAGCAUAUGAAAGAGCGAAAACAUUCAGAGCAAGACAAACCGACAAGGAAAUCUACUCAGCUCUUCCCGAAUCCAUGCGCGAACAGAUGAUGAUCAGAGAAAAACUCCAAGCUCGACAGCAUUCACUCAAAGCCAUCAAAGCUAAAAGAAAC